GCCGGGCCCAGUGCUGCAGGUUGUCCGGUAGGGUGCCCGCCGAGCUACGAGCAUGCUGUUGAUGUCAGGAGCAGAGGAGGGGAACGUGAGCAAUAGCUGAAAACUGUCGGUGCUCCUCUGCAAGGAAACGACCCGCGGUCACCCGGCAUGUUGAGCUGAACGUCUCCACCGACGCAUAAGCAGGCACCGCUCCUUGUUGUUGGUGUUUUUUUUAUUUUUUUAUUUGGGGUGGUGGUUAUUUAAUGGGACAACGAAAACGCAAAAAAACGCAAGGUAGGCUACCGCUCCUGUCGCCAGCUCUGCUACUUUACUUCCAUGGACUAAUACGACGCACACACACAUACACACAUACACACACACACACACACACACACACACAGGGGGGAAAUGUUUCACAGUAAGGUAAAGCACCCGAGGACAACGCGUGGCUCGUGGAGGUUUUGGGUCGGGCUCGUGAGUGCAUGAAGCGCUCGGACCUUGUGUUGUUUUGAAGGAGGAAAAAAAAAAAGGCUUCAUCUCUGCAUGCAUCGACCGACCACAUGAGAAGUCGACGUCCGGAAUAAAUUAAACCACAAAGAAAAGGCCUCCCCCCCCUUCUCUCUGUUGUGUGUGUGUGUUUUUUUUUUUUUUUUUUUUUUGCGUCGCUUUCACCUUUUGAACAGAAGAGGAGAAAAUGCGUGUGGAUUUGUUCUGGGUAUGUUUGUGGUGUUUCCUCCGUCCUGCUGCCGCCGGUCAAGGGCAGUCGACGGCUGUUUGUUCGCCCUCAUGCAGCUGCGAUGAAGAUGGGGGUGCAGACUGCUCCGGGAGAGGGCUGACCACCGUCCCGACAGGGCUCAGUGCUUUCACCUACUACCUUGACCUGAGCAUGAACAACAUCACUGAGCUUCCAGCAUUUGUAUUCAAGAACUUCCCCUAUCUGGAAGAACUACGACUUGCAGGGAAUGACCUGUCAUUCAUCCACCCUGAAGCCCUGUCUGGACUGCAUCAGCUCAAAGUCCUGAUGCUCCAGAAUAAUCAGCUGAAGACUGUGCCCAGUGCAGCCCUGAAGACUCUGCUUUCUCUCCAGUCUCUUCGGCUGGAUGCGAACCACAUCACCGCAGUUGCUGACGACAGUUUUGAAGGCCUUCAGCAGCUGCGCCACCUCUGGUUGGAUGAUAACAACCUGACGGAAGUCCCAGUCACUUCCCUGAGACACCAGGCGAACCUUCAGGCUCUGACGUUGGCGCUAAAUCGCAUCUCGAACAUACCAGACAACGCCUUCGCCAAUCUUAGCAGUCUGGUUGUGCUACAUCUUCAUAACAACAGAAUUAAGAAGAUAGGAGACACCUGUUUUUCUGGACUCGUGAACCUGGAGACACUAGAUCUUAACUUCAACAACCUGGUGGUUUUUCCCAAAGCAAUAGAGGCCCUGCCCAAACUGAAGGAACUCGGGUUUCACAGCAAUGACAUUGCCUCCAUACCUGAAGGGGCCUUCCAUAACAACCCACUGCUGCGAACCAUACAUCUGUAUGACAACCCUCUGUCCUUCGUGGGCGCCUCUGCCUUCCAGAAUCUGUCUGACCUGCACUCUCUGAUGCUGCGUGGGGCCAGCAUGAUGCAGGACUUCCCCAUCCUUACAUGGACUAAUAACCUUGAGAGUCUGACUCUGUCGGGAACCCAGAUAUCGGUCAUCCCCGCUGAUCUGUGUGAGAACCUCAAGUUGCUUCGGACGCUAGACCUGUCCUACAAUGAGAUCAAGGAGCUACCGUCCCUCCAGGGCUGCAUCCGACUGCAGGAGAUAAGCUUUCAACACAACCAUAUUCAACAAAUUGACAGGGACACUUUCCAGGGUCUCUCUGCACUCCGUUUACUAGACCUGAGUAGAAAUGAAAUCCGGGUUAUCCACAGAGAUGCUUUCCUCUCCCUCACUGCCCUCACAAACCUUGAUCUGAGUAUGAACUCUCUGACUGUGAUUCCAACAACUGGACUGAGCGCACUCAGUCAGUUGAAACUCUCGGGGAACCCACAGAUGAAAAAUGUUUUGACUGCUAAAAACCUGCCCAAACUCAGGUCCAUCUCUGUCCCUUAUGCCUACCAAUGCUGUGCAUUCGUUGGAUGUGACUCAUUGACGGGCUCAUCUGAGGAAAACAACUUUAAGAAAUCUACAGGAGGGGAGGAUGUGGAAAGAAUUUCAAUGAUUAUGCAUUGCUCUCCUUCACCUGGAGCCUUCAAGCCUUGUGAGCACUUGCUGGGGAACUGGAUGAUUCGUCUGACCGUCUGGUUCAUCUGUCUGGUGUCGUUGGUCUUUAACAGCCUGGUGCUGGUGGCCACCUUCUCCCCCACACACAGAACCGCAGGCCACUCCCACUCCCUCACUCCGUCUCUUUCCCCGGCCCGGCUGCUGAUGGGGCUACUGGCCCUGGCCAACCUGCUCACAGGCCUGUACGUCGGCGUGCUGACCGUGCUCGACGUUGCCACCUGGGGCUCGUUCGCUGAGUUCGGUGUGUGGUGGGAGAUGGGACCUGGCUGUCAGGUCACAGGAGCUCUGGCCGUCUUCUCGUCAGAGUGGGCCGUCUUGUUACUCUCACUGGCAGCUGUGGAGCGCAGCGUGGCCGUGCGUACGAUACUCGGGAAGGUAAUGAUGUCACCCAGGAGGAAUGUCGGCAGCCAUCGCGGGUGCUGGAGAGGAGAUCGACGCUUCAGUCUUGCUGCAGGACUGCUGGGGCUUCUGGCUGCUGCCGGAGCCUGCCUGCCUCUCCUGACCUCAGGUGACCAGUCCGCCUCUCCUCUCUGCCUGCCCUUUGCUGGUGGAGAGAGCCCAGCUCUGAGUGUUACAGUUGUUCUGGUGCUGCUCAAUGCGCUGGCUUACUUGUUCACUGCAGCUGUGUACACCCAGCUGUACUGCCACCUGGGCAGGGUGGAGCUGGCAGAUCCAGAGCAGACAGGUGCCCUGCGACACGUGGCCUGGCUCAUCUUCACCAACUGCAUCUUCUUCUGCCCAGUGGCAGCUUUCUCCUUCGCCCCUCUCUUAACUGGCUCUACAGCCGGCGGCCCAGAGAUCGCCAAGUCUGUCACCCUCAUUUUCUUCCCGCUGCCUGCAUGCCUGAACCCAGUGCUGUAUGUGUUCUUCAGCCCGGCCUUCAGGGAGGACUGGCUGAGGCUACGUGGCCGCGGAGCAUUGACCAGGGAAGUGAAGGCUGGUACUGAAAGUCACGGAGACGAUGGUGGGGGAGGGUCGGAGCUCACAGACGGUGGCUCCUCCACCCACCUGGGCUUUGACUGUGGGAUGUACUCACAGCUUUGUGGAGAGACAGUUGUGUGCGAGCAGUGUGAGGCUGCUCUGCAUGCCAGGACCUGCUCUUCUCCCUCCUCCUCCACAGUCUGUAGACACUUGAUGAAGUCUCACAGCUGUCCCACCCUCCUGGCGGGAGCAGCAGUCUGCCAGCGUGCUGAGGGUUUUUGGGCAGACAGCGGCACGCCCUCCGCUCAGUCUGAGUACGCAGACGAGGGGGACUCGUUUGUGUCGGACAGCUCGGACCAAGUUCAGGCCUGUGGCAGAGCCUGCUUCUGUCAGAGCAGAGGCCUUCCUCUGGUACACUACUCAUACAACAUACCUCGGGUCAAAGACUAAGGACGCUUCAGAGCUCCAUUGAGUCUGUGUGCACAGAUCUCUCCGUCAUGUGAAUUUAGAUUCUACAAGAAUAUAUAAACAUUUUUAUAUCAAACAACAAAAUGUGCCAACUACCCUGCUAAAAGACUUUUCAGCAAGCACUUAUGUUUGUAAUUACUGUGUUAACAGAGAUGAAACCGAUCAUUUAAAGGGAACUUGGUGUGCUUUUUGAACUUGGAGACCAUUUCUACUUGAGCUGAACUGAGCACAUCAUGUUACAAACUGGUCGACAAAGGAGCUCGCAAAGGAAAAUCUUGCCACCAGUGCCUGCAUCUUGCUUUCGAUUGGAUCUCAUGAUGUUGCGAGCCUCAAUGUAUGUGUCAAAGAUUUUGUGAUUUCUGUGUUUUACCUGUGCUUAUAAGCUUUUUUUAAUUUUAAUUGUUACACAUCUUGUCAAUUUUUAGGGUUUCUUCACAGCAACUGUUGAUUUUAUACUUUGAUUUUUUUUACAUAAAUGUAGCAAAUGUAAUAAUAAUCCUAGACUUUUCUGUGUGAAUGUAACUUUCAGGUGGUCUUCACCUACCAGAGGGGUAUAGUGUAAAGUCAGCAAUAACCUCUGCCCUGCCUGUGAUCGUAAUCUAUCAGCGUGAGAAUGGUAUAAGAAAACGCUAGUCUAUAAUAAACACGUCUUUGCUUUAAGUUACUAAGACUAAGAAUGUGAUAAAAGUAGCAGAUAUCACUGUUAUAGCAACAGCUAUGCUUGGUGGCGGUGAACAAUGUUAUUUAUUGUUUGAGCAGCAGGAGGGUGGAGAUGAUUUCAGGUGGCCUUUGAAUGAUGGAUAUACAAUUUAACUCAAGCAUUCACCAAAACAACAGCACUUCUCUUUGUUAAGUUCUUCAUCAAAAACUAUUACACACAUUUUUUUUCACCAUAAUGCUGUUUGAUUAUCAAACCAUUUCAUUUUUUAAAACUGCAGUGCUACAUCAAGCCCAACUUAAAAAAUGUUUUUUAACGUUUCAAUAAUUUAGAAAAACGUUUUAUCAGACGGUCUGAUUACAUCGGCUGUCUGAACUAUUGUAGACUCAUUGCUCUGUUGAGUACGGUGUGUUUAAUAAGCACAACUGUUUACUUUCAAUAAAACCUUCCAAUUGAUGUUAAAAAGUUCACAUCGAUCAAAGAAAUGAUUUAACAUUUUGUGAAAUAAAUUUUGUCGCUGUCUUGCUGACAGUAAGGUGAGAAGAUUAAUACCACCAGUCACAUAUCUGUAUGCAAAAUAUUAAGCUACAGCCAGCUGCUGGUUAGCUUAGUUUAGCAUAAAGACUAGAAGCAGAGAGAGAAACAGCUAGUCAUUUUAAUCUAUUCAAAAACUGAAAGAUUAAACAAAUAUAACAAGAUACAACAUAAUCGUGACCUUUAAAUUUGCUAGUUUGCUACCUUUGGACGGAGAGAAAGGCUAGCGGUUCCCCCUUGUUAUCAGACUUUAAGCUAAGCUCCAUAUUUCACAUACAGAUAAAGUGUGGUAUUACUUUUCUGAUUUAACUUUGGGCAUUUAAGAGUGUUUCCCAACUGUCUCAAAAGAAGAAUACAUUAACCUUUGGAUUUAUUUUGCUUCAAUAAACGUUGAAGUUUGGUCACCAACAAGCAACAAACAGGAAAUCCCCAAAUAAGCUGAAUGAACUGUAGUUACACAAGUCGAAUUUAUGAAAGAGUGAUAGCUGACAUAAAUUACUUGUUGGUUUAAACGUAUCAUUCAACAUAAUUUUGGCUUGUGAGCGACAAGUUAAACACAUGAAUACCGUCCAAGUUAAGCACGUGAAUAUAAUCCCACUCUUCCACUUCUUCCAACACGAUGUGAAAGCAGCACAAGACUGGCAGCCAGCUGAGUCAACAAGAACGUUUUCAAGCAGUGCCAAAAAGUAUAAAAUGGACUAUUAGAAUUCAAAUGUGAGUGAUUUUAUUCUACUACAGAUAUUUAAAGACAAGUAUCUGCAGUGUGGAUCUUUUUUUUUCUGUUGAGGUACUUUAAAGCUCUACAGUGCAGUCAUUUUGAUUAGAAUAAAGUGCCAUAUUGGUAUAAAAGUAUGAAAAUAAGAGGAAUUAUUUUUAAACUAAUUAACUGCUUCCUGUGUCUUUCCAAUCCAGUAAUAUUAUGGACACUAACUGUAUGUACAUUUCACUCUGGAUUAUUGUACAGGUCUACAUAAGAGCAUCAUUAUAUAGUAUAGUAUAUUAACAAGGAUAUAUUUUCAUGCUAAGAGUUGACCUGAGUUAGUCUGUGUGUGACGAGGGAUUGACUGACAGGUGGUGUGCUGGAGCAUGACUGCACAUAUUAAAGGUGGAUACACCCUCAGAGCGUGUUUCCACAAGUGCACGUCAUGUGAGUGCUCAGGAAUUUAGGCAAUGUAGGGAAACGUUUUCUUCCACCAACAAGACAUUCUUGUGUACUUAUAAUUCACCACUUAAUUUGAAUCUUUUGAAUUUUAUUUCUGUUUCCCUCGUAGGCUUUUGUCUCGACCGGGUGUGUACUUUUUUGCACCAACCAAAGUGUCCGUUGAUUGUUUGAGAUUUCCCAUCUGGUGAAAAUGUACAAAUUUCUUUUGUAAGUAGGCUGGUUAUUAUUUUUUAUUUUAUUUCUAUGUAAAUUAUUUGAAACGAAAACAAGUAAUCAAGAAUGGGAUGCUAACUAAGGAAGCUACCUCCUCGACUGCAGUGGCUACCAGCAGUGCUUUGUAAAAGAAAUGUCUGUUUCUGUUUUUUUUAUUUUGUCUUUUUUUUUUAUUGCAUUCUUAGCUUUGUGUUGACACGUGGUUGUACAUCAUCAUUUUAGAUAAGUGCAAAUUGUGGGAGGAAUUUAUGUACUGUAUACUGUGAUUUAUUUUUAACCAAACUAUAAACUAUGACAUUUUUUUGUUUUAUCUUUUAUAGAUACAAACUUGCAGAAUAAUACGGAUUAUAAAAAUAAUCUCCCUUAAUUUCAGUUCAAAAUAAAAUCUUAUUUGUAGUUUUUCAUGUGAGAUCUCACAUUUAUUUUAUCUGGUUCAAGUAGAAUAAUAAUUAUAUAAAAUUCUGAAUGAAUAAAAUUGGAAGACCGCAAUGAUUUUUAUUUACCUUUGUGUUAAAAUUGAAAUUACAGCAACCAUUAUCUUCAUCAAGUAUUUUAUCAUAUCUGAAAUGAUUGUACUUUUAACAGAUUGAUUUUGGGACUGGAGAUAGUAUAGACAAUUCUGUUCAUUGCAAUAUGUCAUAGAAAGGUCAGUUACCCUGAAAUUUGAAAUAUCGACUCAAAUCCUACAUAUUUUUCUCCCAGCAGAGUUCCACAUUGAACUCUGAACAUCAGUCCGACAGGCUGCCCAAUGGCCUCAUGGGAAGGCAGGUCGUUCUUUAACCGCAGUGCUGGAAGUGUCUUAAACCAGCUGUCCAAUCAAAGAUAAGAAAGUGUCUCAUCUCUGCUCAGAAAAAUGUCCAGAGACAGUCCUACACUUUGGUCUAGACUGAUAUGUCUCGACAAUUUGUACAGACAUUGACAG
Anoplopoma fimbria (sablefish) is the source of this 7117-nucleotide messenger RNA. It is a transcript of the gene lgr4, whose product is annotated as leucine-rich repeat containing G protein-coupled receptor 4. Gene Ontology annotation, molecular function: protein binding; G protein-coupled receptor activity. Gene Ontology annotation, cellular component: membrane. Gene Ontology annotation, biological process: G protein-coupled receptor signaling pathway. The transcript is spliced from 18 exons. The coding region runs from base 674 to 3610 and encodes 978 amino acids. The record is from RefSeq and is a predicted model, not a curated record. Lineage: Eukaryota; Metazoa; Chordata; Actinopteri; Perciformes; Anoplopomatidae.